AUGAGUGACUCCGAGGCGCCCUUAUUGCCUCAAAGAAGAGACGAGACAGAAGAUGUUGCGACCAUUGAGCAAGAACUCCCAGACUUGCCUCCAAGUGGUCCAUUAAGAUUCAGGGCGGAUGACAGUUUUUCCUAUAUAUCCUUAGUGAGGCAGUUGGAAUUGUACAGAUCGUCUUUGAUGAGUAACUGCUACGAUAUUCUAUCACUAGAUCCAGUUGUUUCAAAGCAUGAGUUUGUUGAGGAAAAUUCAUUUUGGCAAAGCUUUUUAAAUGAUUAUAGUGAUGAGAUUAUACGCAAUGGUGGAGUCGCCAAAUUGGAGAGUGAGAUAAUUUUGGGUAUACCAUCCCAGCUUAGACCUCGUGUUUACUACAAGGUAUUGGAUAUAAGAUACAAGUUCAGCUCCAAGCGUCUUUUGGAAAAAUACAUCAAAGCAGAUGAGGGGACUACGCUUACACCCGAGGAAACUGUUGGAGUAGUGUAUUCAUUUUUAAAGGAUGUUGGUGAAGACAUAGAUGAUCAACAAUUGCGAAAGAUUUUAGUAAACUCGGCUAAACUCGUCAACUUUACAAAUGAGCAAAACUUUUUUAUCCUUCUCAAGUUGUUCCAGUAUUUUCAAACAGUGAAACAAAAUGAGUUUACAUAUAAAGCUAAUCGUGCAUUAGAAGACUCAUUACUGUGCUAUUCCCACUUAUCAAGCCAAGGAGUUGUGUGGAAUCUGUACUAUAAAAAUGUAUUUGCACUUCUUUUGCAAAAAUUUCAAGAAACCUUGCUUGAUUUGUUAGUAUUUGAAGGCAUUGAUGUUGUUCUUCGGAUCUUAUUAUGGUGUUUUGUACACCACCAAGACGAUUUAACAGGUUUGGCUGGUGACGAAUUAUUACGCUUUAUCAGUUCAGAUGAGUUUUUUGACUCUGCUCAAAGCAAAUUUGCUGAAAUCCUAGCACUUGAUCCGCCCGUUAUUUCAUAUGAAAAUGAGUUCUACUUAAUUACAGCCAACUCUCUUAGUAACAAUAGGAAUGAGUUGACCAAUUUGCAAGAAAUUCAUCAAGACUUGGUUGUCAAAAUCGACGGUAUGAAGAACAAAAUUGAUCAAUUACAGUUAACACACACCGAGAUUUUGGACCACAAUAAGCGAUUCACUGGGGAUCUUGCCACAGCUAGUGAAGAAAAUGCUGCAUUGAAUGAAAAGAUGAACUUUUUGCAACAGAAAUAUGAAACACUAACAAUGAAACAGAACUUGAAAAAUACGCUACAAGCCAAUGAAGAGUUUUCGCAAAGAAAUGCCGAUCUCAAGCAGCAAGUUGAAAAGUUGAGAAAGACAAUCGAGCUGAAAAGGACUAAACUUGCAAAAUUUGUUUAA
Molecule: messenger RNA, 1356 nt
Organism: Lodderomyces elongisporus
Lineage: Eukaryota; Fungi; Ascomycota; Pichiomycetes; Serinales; Debaryomycetaceae
Exons: 1
Coding region: 1-1356 (451 amino acids)
Source: RefSeq, a predicted model, not a curated record